Trematomus bernacchii (emerald rockcod) is the source of this 620-nucleotide messenger RNA. RefSeq names its product formation of mitochondrial complex V assembly factor 1 homolog (gene fmc1). Gene Ontology annotation, cellular component: mitochondrion. Lineage: Eukaryota; Metazoa; Chordata; Actinopteri; Perciformes; Nototheniidae. The transcript has 2 exons. The record is from RefSeq and is a predicted model, not a curated record. Bases 61 to 393 code for a protein of 110 amino acids.
CUGCGUUUGAUUGAGUGUGCCUGGCUUCACAAUAAAACACAAUAACAACACGGUGUAAAGAUGGCAGCGAUGGCACCAGCGUUACGAGUGUGCAGAGGAAUACUAAAAGAACUGCGUGCCAGCAUAGGACCGACCUAUAAUAAGUCUCUGGCUUACAACUAUGUCAUGGACCAGUUCCGUAAGAAUAAGAUAACAGGUGAAAGGUACUGCCGGGCCCAGCAGGAGGCGCACCACGACUCCAACACCUACCUGUGUCUGCUCGGCUCCACCAGGACUCACCUGGCUCUGCACAAAAUGUACCACGGGAAGGGCGAAUGCAGCCAGGAGUCAGCAGCUGCCAUGGUGGGGCUCAGGCUGCCCACACAGCCGGGGGGGAAAGGCUGGGAGAAGUGAGGACAGCGGGAGAAAAUCCUUGAGAUCUCAGCUUUGGUCGUUUGCAAAUCACCACAUGAAAAGUAAUCUGUAAAGGGAUAACUGUUUGGAUGGCAGACUGUGCCAUCAUGGACUGCUUUGAGGCCAUUUCACUUAUUCCUGUUGUAUUGUUCUACCAAUUUGAGUAACAUUUGAGUAUUUGAAGCAACUGUGAAAUAUGCUAUGAUUAAAAAAUCUGUUUAGUUUUA